Molecule: messenger RNA, 510 nt
Organism: Eucalyptus grandis
Lineage: Eukaryota; Viridiplantae; Streptophyta; Magnoliopsida; Myrtales; Myrtaceae
Product: cysteine-rich receptor-like protein kinase 25
Exons: 1
Coding region: 1-510 (169 amino acids)
Source: RefSeq, a predicted model, not a curated record
AUGAAUUCUUGCUUCAUCAUCUCCCUCUGUCUCUCCUCCUCCUCCUUCUUCAUCGACAUUUUAAGCAUUGAGGCUGCACCCGAUUAUCUGUUUCAUGAUUGCCCGAACACCACCCUCUUCACUCCCAACUCCACCUACCGAUCCAACCUCCACGCCCUCCUCUCUUCCCUCUCCUCCGCCGCCGCCGGCAGCACCGACGGCUUCGCCAAUGCCAUCGCCGGUCAAAACCCUCUAGAACGGGCCUAUGGGCUCUUCCUCUGCCGCGGCGACCUCAACAGCACCGAGUGCAGCCGCUGCGUGGCCGCCGGAGAACAGGAUAUCCUUCAUAGAUGCCCGAACCAGCGAGUCUCCACAAUAUGGUACGACCAGUGCAUGUUGCAGCACUCGAACCGGUCCAUCCUCUCUGCCAUGGAGCGAUCGUUAGAUCGUGUUUUGUAUGACGUUGGGAACGUCACCGACCCAACCCGGUUCAGGGAAGAAGGUUGCAGCAGCGGAGGCAAACUCCACUAG